Messenger RNA from Neurospora tetraspora, 1617 nucleotides. RefSeq lists its product as uncharacterized. The transcript has 3 exons. The coding region runs from base 1 to 1617 and encodes 538 amino acids. Lineage: Eukaryota; Fungi; Ascomycota; Sordariomycetes; Sordariales; Sordariaceae. The record is from RefSeq and is a predicted model, not a curated record.
AUGGACAAGCUUCCUCAAGAGGUGGUCGACAAGAUCACAGGAUUCAUGUUUCCGCUUCUUGCGAAAAAGACAGACGAAGAGUACGACCGGCAUCCUCACAAUAAACGCUACGCCCCUUGCAAUUAUGAGAGGGAUGAUCUCAGCGCGGCACCAUACGCCACGUUAUCUCCGGUUUGGAAACGUUCCAUCGAACAGUUGACAUUUUGGAUCUUGAAGAUCCGAUCCCACAGCGAUGCCUUGAUAGCAGAAGAGGCCAUGUCCCGCGACCUGCAUCGUCGCAACUCUGUACGCAGAAUUGCGUGGACUAUCAACCUGGAUGUUGAGAGGACUUCCAGUUUUCCUCACAUCAGGGAUAAGGUGAUCGUGGUCGAAUUCCGCAACAUGCUUGAGUUCAUCAACCGCAUCAGGCCACCUUCCGACGCUCCCAAGCUCCUCUUGACUAUCAACAUAGUCGGCAUGGGCGCAUGGGACGCAGAGAGUGGCGAAAGUGCUUUUACUGCACCACCGCCCGGCAUCCACGAGCUUCCUGUAUGCCCAGCGGUCACCGGGCUACAUAUCUGUUACGACGUGAAUAUCCCCUUCGACAUCUCCGAGCCUAUGUUGGGAAGGAAGGUUCCACCGGUCUGGAUUGUCGAGAUCCUCUCCAAGCUCCCCUCAGUAACCACUGCGGACUGGGAGUUCUACGACUUCCUCAACCGACGCUCGGAGAAAAGAGCUCUCUUUCGUAACGAAGUCUGCAAAGCUCUGAAGAGCCCGCUUUUUGCCAACCUCCAGGUCCUUUGCCUCUACAUCGGCUCAUACCACUACUACAGUGGGGAAAAAUCGAAAGACCUGGAAGAAUACGUAGCGACCCCAAGGGUAGAGCCGUCAGAGAACGGCGAGGAUGGCCUCAAUGCCGCAUUGCGGACAGUAUCACAGAGCCUAGUGGAAUUGAUCAUCCAAGGCACAUUCACCCUCAGCCCAGACUUCUUUCACAAGAGAAACGGCGAAGCCCAUGAGCAGCCCUCAUGGCCUCGCCUAGAGUUUCUGGCUAUCGAGACGACAAACAUAACCUGCACUGGAAACUUGUACCUUCCAGAUGCCAACGAGAGCACAAUCACUUGGCAUGAAUCCUUCUUCAUCGACGACAUCCUCCGCAAACCAACCAAUGACUUCAACGAGCUCAUGCUGAGUCUCUCUCGCGGCAUGCUCAGCAUGCCCAAGCUCCAAAGACUCGAGAUCCUGGUCCGCUGCAACCCCAACGGGAUCUACUACCCACUGCCAUAUGGGGCUCGUGACAGUUUGUCAUUUAGGGAUAUAAAGCUUCACCGUCUAAUCUACUACGAUCGGGAAGAAAACGAAAGUGUGCCGCUGGCGGAAUUCCCUCCCAAAGAUCUGUGGUGUAACCUUGGCAUCUUUGAUAGGGACUACUUCAGACAAAGGUACAUCGAGGUACCCUGUCAACUGCCUUGGACCGCUUGCCCAGAGGAGGCUCUUAGGAACUGGAAUGAGCUACACUUCAGGAUCAAGGGCCAUUCAAUCUUGCCUGAAUGGAGGAGAAAGAUUGUUGAGAAUGGUUAUCAGGAGGACUAUGUUGGGUAUCCGUUCAUUCAAUCGGCCAGAUGGGUAAAGCAGUAA